Molecule: messenger RNA, 204 nt
Organism: Clunio marinus
Lineage: Eukaryota; Metazoa; Arthropoda; Insecta; Diptera; Chironomidae
Source: the annotation of a GenBank genome assembly
AUGGAAAUGACUACAUGGCAUAGCAAAGUUCCCCCCAAAAAGCUUUUCCUGCACAAUUCACAGUUUAAGGCGAGAAAUAUUUCGCUGAUUGAUUUAUUGCAAUUGCUAGAUAUGUAUUUAUGUAAAGGAAAGCAAGUUAUGGAGAAUUCUUAUAAAUUAAUGAAUAUUUUCAACAAGGAAAUUCAACUUUUUUACGUUAAGUAA